Molecule: messenger RNA, 2357 nt
Organism: Esox lucius (northern pike)
Lineage: Eukaryota; Metazoa; Chordata; Actinopteri; Esociformes; Esocidae
Gene: cahz
Product: carbonic anhydrase
Exons: 7
Coding region: 104-886 (260 amino acids)
Biological process (GO): carbon dioxide transport
Cellular component (GO): cytoplasm
Molecular function (GO): zinc ion binding; carbonate dehydratase activity
Source: RefSeq, a predicted model, not a curated record
CACUUGUUAUUUCGAGGCUAUUACAAACUGGGCCUUUGAAUGGAGGUCUAAGCCAUCAAAAAGGAUUAAAUUAUUAACUGUAUAGCAACACAAAUCAAUAGUCAUGUCUCACACCUGGGGAUACGGACCACACGACGGACCUUCUACAUGGAUUGAGAGUUUUCCUAUUGCUGAUGGACUCAGGCAAUCUCCUAUUAAUAUUAUUCCUGGCCAAACAUCCUACGAUCCUUCCCUGAAGCCCCUUAAACUGAAGUAUGAUCCAUCUAACGCCAUGGACAUUCUCAACAAUGGCCAUUCCUUCCAAGUUGGCUUUUUGGAUGAGGCUGACAGUUCAACACUGUCUGGAGGCCCUGUCAGCGGCACCUACAGGCUGAAGCAGUUCCACUUCCACUGGGGUGCUAGAGAUGACAGAGGCUCUGAGCAUACCAUCAAUGGAAUCAAAUUCCCAGCCGAGCUCCAUCUGGUGCACUGGAACACCAAGUACCCCAACUUUGGUGAAGCUGCUUCCAAACCUGAUGGUCUUGCUGUAGUUGGGGUGUUUCUGAAGAUUGGUGCUGCAAACCCCAGGCUGCAGAAAGUUCUGGAUGCUUUGAAUUCCAUUAGAACCAAGGGGAAGCAAACUCCAUUUGCCAACUUUGAUUGCAAAACAGUGCUGCCUGCCUCACUGGACUACUGGACGUAUGAUGGCUCCUUGACCACUCCCCCUCUGCUGGAGAGUGUCACCUGGAUCGUCCUGAAGGAACCAAUCAGCGUCAGUCCUGCCCAGAUGACUAAAUUCCGCAGCUUGAUGUUCAGUGGGGAGGGAGAGGCACCUUGCUGCAUGCAGGACAACUUCCGGCCCCCCCAGGCUCUCAAGGGACGCACUGUCCGCCGCUCCUUCAAGUAAACAGACGGAUGUUCCCCAUAGCUUGGCCACAUGUCUAGAUUUUAUAUACGCUGUGUGCCAUUUAAGCCUAUGCAUUGCUGUCAGAAUCUGCAAAUUGUUUAACCACACUGACCAAACCCUCAGUAAAUACUGGAAACAGAGAAGGGAACUGUAGCAUUCGCAGACUAGCGAGGCUAGAAGAGAUUGAUGCGCUGUGUAGAUGAACAACAGCUCCUGCACUUUAUGCCCGUUACCUACCCCUCCUGUAAUCCCAGACUAUCAGCCUCAGGAUCAUCCCCAGAUUAAUGUAAUUUAGCUGCCUGCCUACAUGGCCAUGCAAUAACAGAUGACUGACUCAGUCGCUCAGAGAUAGAGGCCUUUUAUGGUACGAUAUUGCAGGUCUUUUUUGUGUCUUCGCUCAAUAAGCACACACACACAGUAGCAUUCCUGGAGAUACAGUCUUGAAUCAGUCCUCAAUGCCUUCCACGCUUUCCAUUUUAGGAUUGUUUGUCUGCAUCGUCGUCGAUGUUUUGUGUUGUUUGUUUUUAUAGGUUGAUGCUGAAAGAACAUAAGAUAUGCAACUGAAGCAAAACAGUUUUUGUUGUCCAAACUAUUGUUAACUAUCACCCAAGUGCAUUAGUAUUGUGUCUUAAAAUCAUGAGAGUGACAGGGGGAUGUCAUUAUAUAAUCCAAGUCCAUCCUUUCAAAUUAAGUCACUGACAUGGAUUAAACCCAACAUGUUUAUAGCUAAAAAGCACCAACAGGGGCCCUUUAAAUUUUUAACCCAAAUUGGAAAUGAAAGCAUAACUCACAGUCAAGCAUUAAAACUAUUUUAUUAACCUUUUGUAUUAAUGGUUUGAAUUCUGUAAAAUCUGAUCUGUAAAAAAAUGUUUGUAUGUUUUUAUAACAGAUAUUGUAAAACAUUUCAUCCAGAGCAACUAGUUAUGAACUUAUUUCUGUUAUUCAUUCAAGGUGUUGUUUUUCAGUGAUACUCAUGGGCUUACAAAAUUGGCUUUCAGGGGUCAACUGUGGUGGCCCCAUAUAUCUCUGUUUUCUCAAUACAUGCCUCUACCUCUGUGAUGAAACUGAUGCCUGUCAUCAAGUUUACCUUCACAUUUUCAGUUUAACUGCACACCACUAACGUACAAAAGUGCAUAUGAAAUAUGUUAGUAACUUGGUGCUUAACAAAGCUCAAACAUUUAAUAUGGAUAAAGAAUUAUGACAUUUGUGACCACUUGGGGUUAAACUGACCACUGUUGGUGCUUUUAGGGUUAAAAGAGAGGAAUGUGUGUUUGAAUAGCGCUUCAUAUGUUCAGGUAAUUAUAUUAUUAUUCAUAUUAUAUAUUUUUUUGGAUUUCCCUCAAUUGAUUUUCAAGUUAUUAAGGUAAUUAUUGUUAAACCUUACAAUUAAUUCAAUGUAAAAAAUAUUGUGUGAGUCUGUCAUCUCAAAUUUGACGAGAGGUAAUUUUAUCAAUUAAAUAUAUUGUGUGUA